Leopardus geoffroyi (Geoffroy's cat) is the source of this 651-nucleotide messenger RNA. Its product is annotated as class I histocompatibility antigen, Gogo-OKO alpha chain. Gene Ontology annotation, cellular component: external side of plasma membrane. Lineage: Eukaryota; Metazoa; Chordata; Mammalia; Carnivora; Felidae. Gene Ontology annotation, biological process: antigen processing and presentation of endogenous peptide antigen via MHC class Ib; positive regulation of T cell mediated cytotoxicity; immune response. The record is from RefSeq and is a predicted model, not a curated record. Gene Ontology annotation, molecular function: peptide antigen binding; signaling receptor binding.
AUGUCAGUCUUGCGUCCCGGACCCCUCCUCCUGCUGCUGUCGGGGACCCUGGCCCUGAGACCAGGACGGAUGAGUGCGGGGUCGGGAGAGAAAACGCCUCAGCCCCCCUCGUCCGUGCCCUCCCGGCCGCCUCCCCCUAGGACCCGGGCCCCAAGCCGAGAGGAGGGUCGGGAGGGGUCUCACCCCUCCGCGCCCACAGGCUCCCACUCCCUGAGGUAUUUCCACACCGCGGUGUCCCGGCCGGGCCGCGGGGAGCCCGGGUGCUUGGAAGUCGGCUACGUGGACGACACGCAGUUCGUGCGGUUCGACAGCGACACCCCGAGUUCGGUCAGGGCGGGGCCAGUGUCUCACACCUUCCAAAGGAUGAUAGGCUGCGACGUGGGGCCUGAUGGGCACUUCCUCCGCCGUUACCUUCGUGAGGCCCACGACCGCGCGGAUUACAUCACCCUGAACCAGGACCUGCGCUCCUGGACCAUGGCGGACACUGCGCCGCGCAUCACCCGCUGCAAGUGGGAGGCAGCCGGUGAGGCGGAGCGCUACAGGUACUACCUGGAGGGCACGUGCAUGGAGUGGUUCCUCAAGUAUCUGGAGAUGGGACAGACUGGGAAGACACUGCUGGAAGCAGAUACAGGGACCACGAGGACUCCCUGA